Molecule: messenger RNA, 1977 nt
Organism: Scophthalmus maximus (turbot)
Lineage: Eukaryota; Metazoa; Chordata; Actinopteri; Pleuronectiformes; Scophthalmidae
Gene: gnaz
Product: guanine nucleotide binding protein (G protein), alpha z polypeptide
Exons: 3
Coding region: 890-1957 (355 amino acids)
Biological process (GO): adenylate cyclase-modulating G protein-coupled receptor signaling pathway
Cellular component (GO): heterotrimeric G-protein complex
Molecular function (GO): G protein-coupled receptor binding; GTP binding; GTPase activity
Source: RefSeq, a predicted model, not a curated record
AUAUACACGCCCUCCACCCCCAUCGCUGCAGUGUCUCAACUGCCUUGGAGCAAACAAGAGAGGAUAUAGAACGCAGACAUUCGUAAGACAGCAAAAGAGGGGCGCUGAAGGAGAGAUGUACGUGUGCGUGGGCUUUGUGUGUGCGCGUGUGAGACCCUCUGCAUAUGAGGAAGAAAUGAAGAUGAAGCAGCAGGACUAAAGGUGGAUUGCACACAGCCUUUCUCUCCCUGCAAGGGCUUGUCUGCAGUAUCCUUUGUAAAUGGAUGCUGGCUUGUGAACACGACUCAGAGGCCUUGAGUUGUCUGGGAGAUAUCACACCGCAGAAGAACCAGAAAAUAUUUUCUCUGGAAAAUCAAGUGAAACAGGCCAAAUAUCGAACUGAAGUGGAUGGUUGCAGAAGCCAAACAAGGGCAACGCAGCGCAAGAGCCAUGUGGGAGGAGAGUGAGGGGGGUUUGCUCUUCACACAAAUCAAGUCCAAACACGUUCUCUACUGACAUUUGAACAUUCACCAGCCCUCCUCCAGAGCCUUUCCUCAGGGGGAGCCCCUGCUAUGAACCCCAGCUCCCUUGAAUUGAGCAGGCAGUCCAACCUCAGUGCCAGGCGCUGUGUUGGCAUCCUACAAGUCUGGGUCCUGCCCACACGGUACUCACAGACUGCCCCUGAACAAAAAGAAUGAAAUACUCCUGAGUCACUUCUCUGUAUGGUGACUCUCCUGUCUAGUGUUAAAUUGGUCUGUUGUGAGGUUUGGUCUGACUCUUGCCCAGCAAGCUCCUAUCUUUAUCAAAAACCCUCUCCAACUCUUCCACCAGCUCCACAACUUCAUCAUAACUUGAUUUCACAUCAAGCAGCAGCACGAGUUCCUUUGUGCUCACCACGUGGUGGAGGACCAUGGGAUGCCGCCAGAGCUCGGAGGAGAAGGAGGCCGCGCGACGCUCACGGCGAAUUGACCGCCACUUGCGUUCAGAGAGUCAACGGCAGCGGCGUGAGAUCAAGCUACUGUUGCUGGGAACCAGCAACUCGGGCAAGAGCACCAUCGUCAAACAGAUGAAGAUCAUCCACAGUGGAGGCUUUAACCUAGAGGCAUGCAAGGAGUACAAGCCCCUCAUUUUGUACAAUGCCAUCGACUCUCUCACUCGCAUUAUCCGGGCCCUCACCACCCUCAAGAUUGACUUUCACAAUCCUGACCGGGCCUACGAUGCUGUGCAGCUCUUUGCCCUCACAGGGCCAGCUGAGAGCAAGGGGGAGAUCACUCCAGAGUUGCAGGGGGUCAUGAAGCGUCUGUGGGCUGACUCAGGGGUCCAGGAGUGCUUUCAACGAUCCAAUGAGUACCACUUAGAGGACAACACUGCCUACUACCUGAAUGACCUGGACCGCAUCUCUGCACUUGAGUACAUCCCAACUGUUGAGGAUAUCCUACGAUCCCGCGACAUGACCACCGGCAUUGUGGAGAACAAGUUCACCUUCAAGGAGCUCACCUUCAAGAUGGUAGAUGUGGGUGGGCAGCGUUCAGAGAGAAAGAAGUGGAUCCACUGUUUUGAGGGCGUGACUGCAAUCAUUUUCUGUGUCGAGCUAAGUGGCUAUGACCUCAAACUCUACGAGGACAACCAGACGAGCCGCAUGGCCGAGAGCUUGCGCCUGUUCGACUCCAUCUGCAACAACAACUGGUUCACCAACACGUCGCUCAUCCUCUUCCUCAACAAGAAGGACUUGUUGGCUGAGAAGAUCAAACGCAUUCCUCUGACAGUGUGCUUCCCUGACUACAAAGGUCAGAACACCUAUGAGGAGGCGGCGGUCUACGUGCAACGGCAGUUUGAGGACCUCAACCGCAACAAGGAGACCAAGGAGAUCUAUUCGCACUUCACCUGUGCCACCGACACCAGCAACAUCCAGUUUGUGUUCGACGCUGUCACGGACGUGAUCAUCCAGAACAAUCUCAAGUACAUCGGGCUGUGCUAGGACCUGACGCUGGGUGUGGG